This is a messenger RNA of Loxodonta africana (African savanna elephant), 5198 nucleotides long. RefSeq names its product C2 calcium dependent domain containing 6 (gene CATSPERT). Lineage: Eukaryota; Metazoa; Chordata; Mammalia; Proboscidea; Elephantidae. The coding region runs from base 1 to 5187 and encodes 1728 amino acids. The transcript has 16 exons. The record is from RefSeq and is a predicted model, not a curated record.
AUGGAGCUGCCUCAAGACGCGCGAAGCGUUUCCAUCUCGGCAGAUAACCGCAGUGCGCAACUCCAUUCCCUGUUCACAGCCCCUAUACUUCAGACGAGCCCCUAUGCCAUCCUGGAUCCCACGCACAGCAGAGGGUCCGAGUUUUCUAGCCGCUACCCGCAGGGGCAUGGCAAGGCGAUGCCACCCAAGGCCGAGGCCAAGGAGGGCCCGGGGCACCGGCUGCUGAAGAUGCUGAGAAAAACUCUUAAAGAGCCUGAGAAUAAAGAACUGGAAGUGGCACCUGAGAUGCCAACUUUGGUGCCAUUUGGGGAUGUGGUUGGCUGCCUGGCUAUUCAUAUAAAGAACUGCAGAUAUUUUACGCCCAAGAUCAUUUUAAAACCCUAUUACACUAAUUUGUUCAUUCGCAUCACUAUCAACAAUGUUGUGAAAUGUACAAAAAUGUAUACCUUGUUAUCCAAAGGCAAUGAAAAAAACAUAAUUAAGUUUGAUGAAGUGAAAUAUUUUUCUGUACAGGUUCCCAGACGUCCAGAUGAUGCACGGAAUAAUAUUUACUUGGAACUAAUGGAAUAUGAAGAUACAGAAAAAUAUCCUGUUUUUUUAGGGAGUGUUCAGGUACACCUUUAUGAAGUAAUUCAGAAAGGAUGCUUUACUGAAGAAUUUCAAAUUUUGAAUAAAAACACGUUUGUCUGCAGGGUACAGGUAGAAUUUAUGUUCUCCUAUGGAAACUUUGGUUUUGGAUUUUCACAUCAGUUAAAACCUCUUCAGAAGAUUAUCGAGCCAUCCAUGUUUAUGAAUAUUGCACCACCUCCAGAAAGAACAGACCCUGUGUCAAAUGUCAUUGUACCACAGCCAGUAGAAUAUCCAGCAUUCUUAUCCCCAGACCUGAAUGUUACUGUUGGGAAGCCUAGUAAAGCAUCAAGUAAAUCCAACCAGCCAUCUGUUGUGCGACUUGAAAAACUUCAGCAACCACCCCGGGAAAGGUUGGAAAAAAUGAAAAAAGAAUAUAGAAAUUUGAGUACAUGGAUAGAAAAAGCUAACUAUUUAGGAAACAUUCUUACCCCAGCAUUGGAACAUAAAGACACUGAGAGAAGUAAUACCAGUGAUGUACUUGGAAGCCUGACUAAUGAUCAACUGAAAGAGAAGACUCAAACAUCAGAUGCCCCUCUUAUAAACGAGGAAGUUGAAACUGUUCCAAAGAAGCUACUGGAUAAUAAGACUCUGCCAACCCUGACUCUGCCAACUUUGAAGCUAUUGCACCAAGAUGAUUUAAAUGCCAUUCCUGCUAAAAGUGAUGAAUCAGAAAAACAAACAUACCCACCACCCACAGACCCUCCAUUGUUCACUAUUCCAACAAUAGAAGAGAAAAAAAUACCAUCUUCAGAUGAACAUCAAUUUUCUCCACCAGAAGUAAAAUUGGAAAAUAGAUAUCCAAGCCCUGUUAAAACAGAUUCAUCUCCACCAGAGGUGUUUUUUUCACCAGAACAACUCACAUCACCAUCUCUCAGACCAAGACAUAUAGAAAGCAAUACACAAUAUCAAUUCCAGACAUUCAACAUCAAGGACGGUUUUGAUCCUUUUUUAAGGAAUAUAAACAACAAAAUGUCAGUCAGAAAAAGGAAAGACCAAGAUAUGCCCAAAUGUAGAAACAUUUUAAGUGCAGAGGUUAUAGAGCAUGAAGACCAAGAUCCUCCUUACCCAGCACAUUCAGAAAAAACUGCAGAACCUACUAAUAAAAUCUGGGCUUGUUAUCCUGAUAUCACAAUAAAGCCUUUAGACACUAAAUUAAAAGGAAGACCACCAAAUGUAACUUUACCAAAUUUUGAAGGAGAAUCAUCAAUGACUGCAAAUGUAGAUACAUGUCACCUCUCAAAGUCAUUAAAUCUUAGCUCCCAUGUGGAAAAUUUAAAACAAUCAAUGCUGCUUAAGUCAAUUUUAAGUAAAAACCUACAGGACCGUUUAGAUGAAUUAUUUUCUAAACCAGAAGUUCCUAUGGACAUUGAAGCAAGAAAGAAAAGCCACAGAUCUCAAUUUCUGAGUGUUCAUGAUAAACCAACAAGUAGUUUAGAAGACAAAGUAUCAGAAAAAAGCCAAGACUUAAAAAGCUGGCUUCCAGAAAAAGAUAUUUUAAAUUCAAAGUCUCUUUUAAGUCAAAUAAUUAAAGACAUGCCUACAGAUUCACUUUCAGAAGGUGGAUCAGGAAAAUCUACAGAGGUAGAAAGGGAACACAGCUCUGCAAAAGACUUAGAGGCUGGCGUACCAGACUAUGUUAUAAAGCAAAUAUUCACCUCAGCCAUCUUCUCAGAGACGGAGAAAGGAGUGAAAGUGCCAGGUGGGACGAAGCUGAAUGUGCACGAUCAACUACCCACAGCUUGGGAGAGAAGUUUGCCUUCGCAUAAUGGGGCUCAGUGUGAAAAAAAAGACGAUGACCAAGAAUUGUCAGAGUCCAAAUCUGCUAUAAAUCGGAUAAUGCAAGCAUUUCCUGUAGAUGCUCUUUUAGAAUCUGGGUUAAUCAAAGUGACAGAAUUAGAUAAAGAACACCAAGAGAGUUCUUCGGGGGACUCAGAAAAAGGCUUUCCUGAUGAAAAGCCAAACUAUUCCACAAAGGAGUAUUCAAAAAUCAAAACAGAACCUCUUUCAGAGCAGAAUAUACCCUCCAUUCCCAAAGAAGCCACUUGUGCUCUCAAUACAAUUGAAUCUGUAGAGGAAGGUCAAAAUAUACCCCCACAAGAUUCAAAACAUCAUUCAAUAUCAGAUAUAAAAACAGAUUUGCCAAGGAAUGGUCAGAGGCUUUAUAAAGAAGAAAAUGAUCUUAAUAAUACUUUGGAAAAUUUAAGCAACUUGUUAAUGGAUAAGCUUAGUGAGUCAGAUACAAUAAUAUUAAAAUCCUUUUUAAAAUGCAUCCUCAAUGUUUUUUUCAAAUAUGGUCAGUCUGAAAGAAGACAACCAGAAAGAGAAUUACAAAGAUUAAUUCAACAUUCUUUUACAAAUGACACGGAAGACCCUGAAGAAAUCAGAGAGAAUUUUGACAAAGUCGACAAAUUAGACAGAAAACCUAUUUUGAACCCAAAGCUGCAUGUAUUUCUAGAAGAACUCUCAGAAUCAGAAAUAAAAAAUUUUAAAGCUGAAUUAAGUAAACAUAUCCAGCAUUACCUUGUAGAAAGACUUGCAGAAUCAGGACAUAUCACCGAGGACGACUUACCAAAAAUCCAUCAAAAUCUUUAUUUGCUUAAUGAGAAAUCAGAACCAAGAGGGCAAGACAUUUUUCGAGAAAAAUAUUCAGAAACUGUGAAAGAAAUCAUGUCUUUUAUACAUAAUUUUCAUCAUCAUUUCAUAGAUAAACAUUUAGAAAUAAAGCUAUGCUCCUUUUUAAGUGAAAUUCUUCAAAACUAUUUCCUAGAAAAUCUUUCAGAAAGCAAGUUAUUUAAAGAGACAGAACCUGUGAGUAUACUCUCAAGCACAUCUUCUCUCAGAGCUAAAAGUGCCUCAAUAUCUUUACAGGACUCAGGACAAGAUAUUUCAAGAGGGAGUUUUGGUAGAAGGCUUGAAAUAAACACGAAAUUUCCUUUAAACAAAUCUCUUCAAAAUUAUCUUACAGCUUUAUCAGAAAAUGAACUAUUAAAUCUAAAAGCUGAUUUAAGCAAACACCUCCAGAGCUUUUUUUUUGAAAAACUUUCAAAAUCCGGACUAACCACAAAAAGGCAAUUAGAGAAGAUCGACCAGCAUAUAAAUUUGAUUAAUUCCAGUUCUACGCCAUUAAAAUGUAUAAAGACAGAUUGGCCUUUUAGAGAUGAAAGUAAGCUUAUAGAGGAGCACUCGGAGAAGCAAACUAAAUACUCAAACAUUGCUCAAAAGAACACUUUACAAAAGGUUCCUGAGGGUAGACUUGUGGAAACAGAACUGAUCAGAAAGGAAGAAAAAGAAUAUUUUCCUUUGCACAAUCUUAAAGAAAAUCUGUCAAUAAUUAGGGAACAGAAAAGAUACUACUCUAAAGAAGGAGCUAAAACACUAAGUUUAAUAAAAGUUCAUUCUUCUUCCAACAAAAAUGUACCAGAGAUUCCAUUAAAUAAGUCACCAGAAAGACUUACAAAUAUAACGUUUAAGAAUCAAAGGAAAGAACAUGACUUCAUACAGUUUCCUCGAGCAGAAAAUUCUAUUUGUAAAGCAGAGACUCAAGACCUAUAUAGCUGGGGUGGUAAAUCAAAAAUAAUUCAAUCAAACACUUGCUUUGAAAGGACACUGAACAUGAUGUCCCUUGAAAAAAAGGAGCAUGUUAACAUCUAUAAAUUGACCUCAGAGGAAAAACCUGAAGCAGGACUGUCACCAUAUCCAAGAGUUCCUAAUUGCAAAAUGCCAGAUGAAGAUGAGUACUCAAACAGACUCACUUUUCCUUCACGGCAGAGUCACACUCUAACACAGUUCAACUCAGAGGCGGGGGAGACAUCAAAAUUAGAAGACCGGUAUUGUCAGAGAUUGAAAGGAAAUAAUAACAAUAAAAAACAACAUUCAGUAACAUUUGCAGAAUACAAGAAUGAAAUGCAAACCCAUUAUAAAAAAACAGCUGAAAUUUGCAGUGAAAAAUGUGCCAACGUCCUUGAAUCACAAUCUUUUCAAUAUAAUGUUUUAGAAGUUGACAAGUUCUCAAAACUAUCCCUAUUCCCAGAAGUAUUAAAGAGAGACAGUCUGAAGCCCAAGAUCAGAAAAGAAAGAGAUCAUGCUGGCAAACAAAAGAAGUCAUUUAGCAAGAUAGUUAAGAUACUACCAACCACACUGCCCCCAGCAAAAAUCCAUCUAAAGAAAUCUAUUCCAAGGACAUUGCUUCAUUGGACUGCAAGAACAACAACACAUGAUUGUUCGGAUAAAUUUGAGGAUUUACCGGUGGCCUCAUUUAAGCCUCUUGAAAAAACAAAAUCAAGGACAAGGCUUUUAGGGAAGAGACCAGCUGAUAGCCCAAAUCAAUCAAAACACUCUGCCAGACCGCAUACUGCUCCAGGGGUUAACAAACGACAGGAAGGCUGCAAUGGAAAACUUGAAAGUCCUCGACUGGUUUCAGCAGGCUUAGUUCAUAUAAGUGAUACAAUCUCGAAUUAUGAAAAGCGUAAAGCGCGGCAAAAAAAUCAAUUAAAAGAGAAUGUUGAAAAAUGUUCGCUUAUUUGUGAUAUUAUCCAAAUGUUAAACACUUCAGAGUGACAUAUGAGGCC